Molecule: messenger RNA, 987 nt
Organism: Opisthorchis viverrini
Lineage: Eukaryota; Metazoa; Platyhelminthes; Trematoda; Opisthorchiida; Opisthorchiidae
Exons: 6
Coding region: 1-987 (328 amino acids)
Source: RefSeq, a predicted model, not a curated record
AUGUUGUCACAUAUACUCACGGAGAAUCUGACGGUUGGCUCACCAGGUAGGCGCAGCUCCCAUGUUCCCGUCAACCCUAUAUUCUACUUGAACCCAAAUUGGACUGAUCGCAACAAAUACACUCACUUGCAAAUCCAUUUGGUUUUCUCGGGAGACUCAAUUGAAUCUCUCGCUUAUGAUGUUUAUCUACAUACGGCUUCAGAAUACAUUACGGAUUGGGUAAAACCAUUAUUCAGAAGAACGGCAUAUGCUACCGGCCUGAAGCUUUCACCGCGCAUUUCGCGAAUACUCAGAACGAAUCUCAAAGACAAGUCGUCUCUCUAUGACUCAUCACUUGUGGUCUGUUUAUUUGUUUACGCGUACUCCGAAAACCUAAUCGGUUGUAGGACUAGAGUUCAAUGGAGAAUAUUACGAACAGAUCAAAGGAGCGUCAAUGGGGUCACCAAUCUCUGGACUCAUUGCGGAAAUUACAAUGCAGAAACUGGAGUGAAUCAUACUACCAGAUAUCAAACCGAAAAUAUGGAUGACAUAUUCGCUGUUGUAAAGAAAAAUGAACUACUACGAGCGAAGGAACUGCUGAACAACAAAGGAGAGAUAUUAGUUUCCCUAAAUGAAGAAGUUCGAGUUGCUGAUGCUUUGGCGUCGUGGAUUUUCGCGACAGUUGUGAAGGUGUAUCACAGUGUCAACAGUAAUGACUUCAAGCCGAUCUUGCAUGUGACAAACUCGUUUUGUCGGGUAGUUACCCUCCGGAAUAAUCAAAGAUUUGUUUCCCACAUUUAUGAAGUAAAUCAUGUUAAAGUAAGCUUGCAUUGUACGCAAAACUUUCUGCUGGGUAUCUGGAAGUAUGUGCACACAGUUCGUGGAGAAGAGAUGUUCCGCAGUGAAGGCCACUUUGGUUUUUCCACUGGAUGUCCACCAAAGAGGUGUCUUAAUAGAUAUACGAUUGACUAUCAGGGUAAUCCGGAUGUCCUGUUGCAGGAACAAUGA